Molecule: messenger RNA, 1891 nt
Organism: Penaeus chinensis
Lineage: Eukaryota; Metazoa; Arthropoda; Malacostraca; Decapoda; Penaeidae
Product: maltase A3-like
Exons: 13
Coding region: 38-1825 (595 amino acids)
Biological process (GO): carbohydrate metabolic process
Source: RefSeq, a predicted model, not a curated record
AGAACAGCGACCGAGCGCCGUGUUGAGCUUAACCAGCAUGGCACACAAGGCAGCCUAUGGUGCUCUCUUUGUCUUGUUAUUUCUUUCCGUUAUUUUCGUCACUGUCAUCUGCCUGCUUGGGAGAGACGGCACAACCCAGCACGAGAGCUUCCCGUUCUGGCAGAGGACCAUCGUGUACCAGGUUUACCCGAGGUCCCUCUGCGACUCGGCUGGGGACGGCACCGGGGACCUUCGAGGCAUCACCAGCCAGGCAGACUACCUGCGGGCCCUGGGCGUGGGCACGGUGUGGCUGAGCCCCGUGUACCCUUCCCCGAUGGCCGACUUCGGCUACGACAUCGCCGACUUCGUGGGCAUCGAGCCGCUCUUCGGAACCAUGGCCGACUUCGAGGAGCUCCGGGCGGCGCUGCACGACAGGGGCCUGAAGCUGAUGAUGGACUUCGUGCCGAACCACAGCAGCGACGAGCACGAGUGGUUCGUCAAGUCCAAGCGGAAGGAGGAGCCCUACACGGACUACUACAUCUGGGCGGAGCCGAAGGGCUUCAACGAGACCGGCGAGCCCAUUCCGCCCAACAACUGGCUGAGUGUCUUCAGAGGGUCGGCGUGGACGUGGGUGGAAGAGAGACAACAGUUUUAUUACCACCAGUUCUUAGCCAAACAACCCGACCUGAAUUACCGUAACGAGCGAGUGCGAGAAGAAAUGAAGAAUGUGCUGCGGUUCUGGCUGGAGAAGGGCGUGGACGGGUUCCGAGUGGACGCCAUAACACACCUCUUUGAAGCUGAAGACCUGAGCCUAGAUGAACCCGUAGCCUCUCCCUCUGGCACCGACGACCCCCUGGACUACGGCUACCUCAACCACACACUGACGCUCAACCAGCCGGAGACCUUUUCUGUCGUCAAGGAGUGGAGAGAUGUCUUAGACCUGUACCCGGAUAAGGCCAUGAUCGUAGAAGUCUUCGGCGAAGAGAUAGAAGAAGUGAUGAAGUAUUAUGGAAACGACAGCGUUCCUUUGGCCGAUUUUCCGUUCAAUUUCCUGCUGAUCGAACACCUAAGGAACCGAAGCGACCUGACCGGCUUCGCUCUCAAAGACACCAUCGACAUGUGGCUGGAUAACAUGCCGGAGGGCAAGUGGCCGAACUGGGUGCUCGGCAACCACGACUACGGGCGGGUCGGGUCUCGCUUCGGUGCCGACGCCGUGGACGCCCUCAAUAUGCUGGUUCUCCUGCUUCCCGGCACGCCCGUCACUUACAACGGAGAGGAGAUUGGCAUGGUGAAUACAUUCAUCUCGUGGGAAGACACGCAGGACCCCCAAGGAUGCCGCUACGGUCCUGAACACUACCAGGAGUUCAGCAGGGAUCCGGAAAGGACCCCUAUGCAGUGGGAUCACAGCCCCUUUGCAGGUUUUACCCAAGGCAACAGCACAUGGCUGCCGGUGAACGAGAACUAUAAGGAGGUCAAUGUCCAGGCACAACUCCAGGCUGAGGAAAGCCACUUGAAAAUAUACAAAGAACUUGCUGCGUUACGUAAAGAGGAGUCCUUUACCCGAGGGCAUGUGGCGUACCCAGUGGUCACCUUUGAAAUCUUCUCCGUGAUGAGGUAUCUCGAAGGCUAUGAGAGCUACCUCUUAGUGAUAAACACGUCUGAGGGCGAGGUGGAGGUCGACCUUCACCACCACUCGAACGUAGAACUCCCCCCGAGUGCCGUGGUCAUCCUCCGCUCUGUCACUGACACCUCGAACUCCACUGUGCCAGGGUCUGUCGUAAAGCUGAGUGAACUGAUACUUGUUCCAGGGGAGGGUUUAUUACUGAACCUGAUAGAAGAAGAAUAAUGAUGUUAUAAGAUAUAGAAUUCUAAAUGCAAGGUGUAUUAUCGUGUAAUAAAAUAUAAUCACGUU